Messenger RNA from Branchiostoma belcheri (Belcher's lancelet), 1667 nucleotides. Its product is annotated as probable G-protein coupled receptor 139. The transcript is spliced from 6 exons. Gene Ontology annotation, cellular component: membrane. NCBI's taxonomy places the organism in Eukaryota, Metazoa, Chordata, Leptocardii, Amphioxiformes, Branchiostomatidae. The record is from RefSeq and is a predicted model, not a curated record. Gene Ontology annotation, biological process: G protein-coupled receptor signaling pathway. Bases 1 to 1047 code for a protein of 348 amino acids. Gene Ontology annotation, molecular function: G protein-coupled receptor activity.
AUGAUGGGCCCGCGACUGAGAAAGGCGCCGUCAAGCGUGUACCUGGCUGCACUGGCUGUGGUGGACACUAUCUUCCUACUCACUUCAGUAGGCCUGCAGAUUCUUCACGACGAGGACGUCAUCCACGCCAGUGACGUGUACUGCAAGCUGAUCAAGUUCCUGGUGCGUUCCUCCGGGUACCUGUCUGCCUGGAUCACCACAGCCUUCACGGUGGAGCGCUACAUCGCCGUCUGCCACCCCAUGCGCAGGAGCACGCUAUGCACCAUGGACAAGACCAGGAAGGUGCUGUUGGGCAUGGUGAUGGUUGUGUGCAGUGUGAGUUGCCUGGAGUUCUGGGCGCAGGUUGAGAGAGACAACAUGUGUGUGCCGCGGGACCCUCAGACAUGGCUCAACAUCACCAUCUACGACAUGACUGCCGGCCGGCUCAUACCAACUGCUGCCGUGGGGGUGAUCAACACCGUCAUUGUCAUCCGUGUUCUACAGACCCAGAAGAACCGUCAGAACCUGUCCAAGUGCGCCAAAGAGACGGAGAAGCGUCAGAACCAGAUCACCGUGGUCCUCUUCACCGUCUCCACCACCUUCUUCCUGCUGACCGUCCCGCAGUCUGUCUCCGUCGUGACCAACCACACGCUGGGUUUGAUGUUCAAGCUGAACUUCUCCGUGAACUUCAUCCUCUACUGCGUGACGGGGAGACGCUUCAGGGAGGCCUUCCUCCGCAUCUUCUGCAGGUGCUUGCCAGUGGAGUAUCGUGGCGGGAAGAGAGAGUUGCUCUACAAGAGCAGCCGCUUCACACAGAGUACACGGUUCUCCAACUACUGCCACACGGUGCAGCAGGGGUCUGCUUCCACGCCUAUGGGGUUAUCGUGUAUCGACCACAGCACCAUCUCGCUACACUCCUUGCAUCCCCACAUGAACUACUCGGUCUCCAAGCACUCUACAUUGAGUGUGACAACGCCGCUCACACCGGGUCCACCGCUACCUUCGGCGGAUUCUGACGGCUCGUCGACUAGAAAUGGUGGCGCCAAGUUCCAGACGUCGCGAGUGUAGGAACUAGAAAGUCUACAGGGACUACAAGAAUGCUCUGUAUAAACAAGAAAUGCUUUUUGCAAAAGCUAGCCGGGGCCAAGAUAAGAUAAAUGAGUGUGAUGACGAUGUGUGACUUAAAUAAUUGGUCACCUUGGUGACUUGAAUUGGAAAAUGCUAACAAUACUGUGCACAAUUGUAGUGUAUCACGAGCCCUUUCUAACGGAGAAGAUAUAUUUUGUAAUAGUGUAUUAACGGUAAGUUUCGUGCGGUAAACAAAUUUGGCCGAUCUUUCUCUCCUGAUAUCUACUUGGUUAUAAUUCAUCAUGAUGAAUCAGACUCACAACUACCUAACACGACGCCCAUCAGCACAAAGCUGGAGGCCUUAUGGCCCCCGGCAAAAAUUCAUUGGACUCUGAGGUACUUUAUGGAUUUUUAUACCUGCCUCUAUAGAAUAAGACACAUGGGAUAGAAUCUACUUUGUCAUACAAUAUGUGAAAGUGUCACAACGCAAAGCAACACCUUGUUUUUGAAACGAUCGUGAUCGUAGGAUGACUUUCAAACAUAAAAACUCAGAAUGCAAAACAAACAAAUCUCACAGACACCACUGAUACUGAUGAUAUAACUUUGGCAGAUGGACAUGG